This is a messenger RNA of Colletotrichum spaethianum, 870 nucleotides long. Its product is annotated as ubiquinone biosynthesis protein coq9, mitochondrial. Lineage: Eukaryota; Fungi; Ascomycota; Sordariomycetes; Glomerellales; Glomerellaceae. Gene Ontology annotation, cellular component: mitochondrion; mitochondrial inner membrane. The transcript has a single exon. The record is from RefSeq and is a predicted model, not a curated record. Gene Ontology annotation, biological process: ubiquinone biosynthetic process. The coding region runs from base 1 to 870 and encodes 289 amino acids.
AUGAAAGCCCUCCGAACCCUUCCCGCGGCACCAGCCCGCCGCGCCCUGCCCGCCAUCUGCGCCGCCUGCUCCUCGAUCACGCCCUCCCUACCGGCGAGCCGCCCGUUCUCCGUCCUCAACCGCCCGCCACCAAACUACCCCGGCCAUGUUCCCCUUACAAAGAUCGAGCGUACCGGUCUCGCCAUCGGCGCAGGCAUCUGGUCGCUCCUGAGCCCUUACCGCGCCGACCUCAUCGCCGCCGUCGGCGAGACGACCGCGACGCCGUACUUUAUCUACCGCCUGCGCGACGCCAUGCUCGCGGACCCGACGGGCCGCCGUAUCCUCCGCGAUCGGCCGCACAUAACUUCUACCUCCCUCAACCUCGACCGCCUGCGCAAGAUGCCGGAGAACAGCGUCGGAAGGGCCUACGUCGGCUGGCUUGACGCCGAGGGCGUGAGCCCGGACACGCGGCCCGCGGUACGAUACAUCGACGACCCGGAGUGCGCGUACGUCAUGCAGCGGUACCGCGAGUGUCACGACUUCUUCCAUGCGCUGACGGGCCUGCCGAUUGUGCGAGAGGGCGAAGUGGCGCUUAAGGCGUUCGAGUUCGCCAACACGCUAAUCCCAAUGACGGGCUUGGCCGUGUUGAGCUACGCGACGAUGAAGAAGGGGGAGAGGAAGAGGUUCCGCGAGAUCUAUGGCCCCUGGGCGCUCAAGAACGGAAUGAAGUCGAAGGAAGUGAUUAAUGUCUACUGGGAGGAGCAGCUGGAGAGGGACGUGGACGAGUUGAGGACGGAGCUGGGGAUCGAGAGGCCGCCUAACAUGCGCGCUAUCCGGAAGAGGGAGAGAGAGGAAAGGAUGAGGGCGCAGGAUGCUAUGAAGGGGAUGUAA